Molecule: messenger RNA, 1438 nt
Organism: Eremomyces bilateralis CBS 781.70
Lineage: Eukaryota; Fungi; Ascomycota; Dothideomycetes; Eremomycetales; Eremomycetaceae
Product: PH domain-like protein
Exons: 1
Coding region: 144-1259 (371 amino acids)
Biological process (GO): deadenylation-dependent decapping of nuclear-transcribed mRNA; deadenylation-independent decapping of nuclear-transcribed mRNA; positive regulation of catalytic activity
Cellular component (GO): P-body
Molecular function (GO): enzyme activator activity; mRNA binding
Source: RefSeq, a predicted model, not a curated record
UGGUGUUGAUCCAAAUCUACAAGACCGCAGAAGUUUGAACGAAUAGACGGGCUGUUAUAACAGUGAAGCCUUUCCAGAGCUUGUGAAGAAUUCCAAUCGUUUACUGAUCGAGUCUCUCCCUUCUAUCCCUCUACCACUUCACAAUGCCUCGCAAACAACCACGCAACCGACCACCCUCCCAACACGUCCUAACCGUCCCUACCGAUUACGAAACUGAUGAAGCCACCUUCUCUGAUGCAAUAAACAUGUCUGGUGCCCCUCGAGGACCUCUGACCACUUCCGCCCUAAACCUCGUGGUCAUCCGCCGACACAACCCCUCCAUUGUCUCUAUCCUCGCCAUCGCCCCAUACGCCGUCGUGUACACCUUCAACACCGCCUCCCAAGAAUGGGAGAAAUCCAACGUCGAAGGAUCAAUGUUCAUCGUCGCCCUGGAAGGAACCCCCGCCGCCCCCGAGCGAUUCGCCGUCAUGAUCCUCAACCGGCGCGGGCUAGAUAAUUUCUUCACCGAGCUGUUCAGCCCCGACGACGUGGAUGACACGGAGGAGUACAUCAUCCUGCAAACCGAGGCGCCCGACGGCGUGGGGAACCCCGGCGUGCCGAUCAUCUACGGUCUCUGGAUCUUCUCCGAGAGCGGCGGCGCCACGCAGAACGCGGUCAUCGACCGGGCCACGAUCGCGAAGCUCAUCGGCGAAUGCGCCGAGCGGACGAAGGAGAGCAGGAGAGUUGCGGCGGCCGCGGCGCCUCAAGUACCGGAAGAACACCAGCACCAUGUGCACGCCGAGAUCGCGCAGGCGGAAGCGAACCUGAACGAUUCCGAAGACCCGACCUCCGCGCCUAUGGGCCGGCAGAUCUCCCUCCGCCAACUCUUCGGCCACCAGAGAGAGGUGGACAGCGGCUGGAGCGUGCAUCACCACGAGACGAACAGCAACCCCCUGCAGCCUCCCACGCAAUCCUAUCAACAACCACCACCGCUAGCCGUGCCGCGGAACAAACCACCGACCGCCCAACAUCCUCCCGCACCCCCGUUUCCACACCACCAACCUCCGCAACCGACGGCGAACGCAUUAGAAGCGACGCGGAGCGAGAUGCAGUUUGCACCGACGCCGGAGAUGGAGUUCUUCCAGACGGCGAAACCGUUCACCCCGCCUGUGCCGCCGGCGAACGGGGCCGGGCCGACGCCGGGACAGGGGCAGCAGAACGCGUUGUUGGAUUUGUUCAAGAAUGCACAGGUGAGAAGGGAGUCGUCGGGAGGGUUCUAGGGAGGGGGAUUUCGGUUGUAUUCGCUUAGCGAGGAUGAUGUAUACCCCGAAUGGAGUUUCAGGCUGGGUUGAAACGGCGCAUGGGAUCGAAACGCUGUAUGAUUAGGUUAUGCAAGGACGCGUAGGACGGGCGGUUAUAUGAGAUGAGCUCAAUUUCGACGUGAAUGCAAAAGUAAUCA